Eupeodes corollae is the source of this 4320-nucleotide messenger RNA. RefSeq lists its product as uncharacterized. The record is from RefSeq and is a predicted model, not a curated record. NCBI's taxonomy places the organism in Eukaryota, Metazoa, Arthropoda, Insecta, Diptera, Syrphidae. Bases 232 to 4320 code for a protein of 1362 amino acids. The transcript has a single exon. Gene Ontology annotation, molecular function: zinc ion binding; nucleic acid binding. Gene Ontology annotation, biological process: DNA integration.
UUUAAAAUCAAGAAGUCUUUGAACGCGCCCAUGUAACUACUAAUGUGAAUCUAUUUUAAUAAGAAUAAUAAAGUCAGUCGUGAAAAACAUCCGUAGAGAACAGUUGUGUUUUUGUGUUAAAUUGAUGUAUCGGCCACAACAAAUUGGCGACGAAAAUUGGAUAAAAAAGGAGUGCGUUUUUUUUUUUUGUUCUUAAAAAAGAGAAAGAACAAACUAUUAUAAUUUAUAACUAUGGCUCAAGCAUUCCAAGCUGCUUUCUGCGUCGAAACAUUCGACAAGAAUAAAACGAAGUGGAGUCGCUGGGUGAGUCGACUCGAAGGUGCUUUCGGUUUGUUUCAUGUGCUGGAGGCACAGAAGAGAGACUUUCUCCUCCAUUUUAUGGGUUCGGAAACCUACGAUAUAUUAUGCGACAAGUUAUCACCUGCGCAGCCAAAUGACAAAACGUUUAAAGACAUCGUCGAAUUAUUGGAACAGCACUUCAACCCGGAUCCUUUGGAGAUCGUCGAAAACAAUAAAUUCCAUUUGCGGAAGCAACAGGAGGGGGAGAAUGUCUGCGAAUUUCUCGUUAACCUAAGAAGACUGGCGGCAUCAUGUAAUUUUGGUGAGUACCUUCUUACGGCUCUUCGAAAUCAAUUCGUUUUCGGACUCAAAUCAAAAGUUAUGCAAAACCGAUGCCUGGAACAGAGAAAAUUAACAUUGGAAAUGGCACUUGAUAUUGCGAAAGGCAUCGAGUUAUCCGAAGAAGGUGGUGUAGUGCUCGGAAAUGUUCAGGAUGUUACAUCGGCAGUGAACAAAAUAACGACGAACAAGUCGAGACAGGGUUUGUCUGGUAACGGGAUCGGUUAUUCUCAAAUACAUCCUAAUGAUACAAAUACAAAUAAAAAUAAAUAUGGUAGUAGUAGGCCUAUUCACAAUGUUAGAAAUGGUGGAAAUAAAUGUUUUCGAUGUGGUGAAUUGCACUUAGCUACAAAUUGCAAGCAUUAUAAUUCGGUGUGUUCAUAUUGCAAAAAAAAAGGUCAUUUAAGAAGAGUUUGUUUUUCUUUGAAUAAAAAUAGUGAUAAUUUUGCAAAUUAUGUUGAAAUUAAUGAAAACGAAAAUGAAAUAAACCAAAUUGAGAGUAUUUUUCAAAUAAAUGAAAUAACAAAAAAUAAUGACGAUGGACUUUUUGCAAAAAUGUACAUUAAUAAUAUAAAUGUAACUUUUGAAGUCGAUACUGGUUCGAAAUUCACAAUUAUGUCCAUGGAAAAUUUUAAAAACAUCAUACCAAAUAAAGUAAUCGAAAAACCUGAUAUUGUAAUGAAAAGUUUUACAGGCAACAAUGUAGGAAUUUUAGGAUUCUGUACUGUUGAUGUUAGAUACAAAAAUAUAAUGUAUAAAUUAAAACUUUAUUUGACUUCUAUUUCUAAACAUCCUUUAUUAGGGAGACAAUGGGUAAGAGCACUAAACAUAAAUCUAAACGAAUUGGCAGGUAUAAGUUAUAAUGCUCUUGAUUCAAAUAAUAUUAACAAAAUUAAUUCAGACGAUACCUCAACUGACGAUACAGUUUUGAUUGAUAAAAUUAAAAAAAAAUUUCCUAACCUUUUUGAAACCUCUUUAGGUAAAAUUCCAAACUUUCAGGCUAAAUUAAACAUUAAAGCUAACGCGAAACCAGUAUUUGUAAGGCAUAGAUCUAUACCAUUUGCUAUAAGAGAAGGGGUAGAACUGGAAAUUAACAAGAUGGUAAACGAUGGUAUCUUGGAAAAAGUAAAUGCUAGUGCAUGGGCGACACCGAUUGUUCCAAUAAGGAAAACUAAUAACCAGAUAAGACUGUGUGGCGAUUACAAAGUCACGAUUAACCCGUGUUUGAUAGUUGAUGAGCAUCCUCUGCCAACAAUUGAAGAGUUAUUUGCAUCAAUUAGCGGAGGAAAUAAAUUUUCAAAAAUUGAUUUGACCAAGGCUUAUCUGCAAUUAGAAGUCAACGAGGAAUGUCGAGAUUAUUUGACCUUAAGUACACAUAAAGGUUUAUAUAGACCAACAAGACUAAUGUAUGGCAUCUCAUCAGCGCCAGCUAUUUGGCAACGAUAUAUGGAGGAAUUAUUGAGCGAUAUUCCUGGAGUAUCCAUUUUCAUCGAUGAUGUCAAGAUAACUGGCCGGGAUAAUGAAGAACAUUUGGACAGAUUGUUUCAAGUUUUGAGUCGUCUCGAUAAAAACAACAUGCGUAUCAAUGUAAACAAGUGUCAAUUCUUUCAAGAUAAAAUCGAAUAUGUCGGAUACGAAAUCGAUAAAAACGGUAUUCAUAAAACAAAGAAUAAAAUCGAAGCCAUUGAUCAGAUGCCAGUACCAGAAAACAAGGACCAAGUGAGAUCAUACGUAGGGUUAGUAAACUACUACGGAAGAUUUUUCAAAAAUCUAAGUACAACUCUUUAUCCGAUAAACGAUUUACUUAAGAAAAAUGUACCAUUUGUUUGGAAUAAAAGCUGCCAAACUGCUUUUGACAAAAUCAAAAUGGAAAUGCAAACCGAUAACUUUUUAACACAUUACAAUCCAAAACUUAAAUUGCUUUUAGCCACAGACGCUUCACCAUACGGUGUAGGAGCUGUUCUCAGCCAUGAAUUCCCGGAUGGAACAGAAAAGCCAAUAAUGUACGCCUCUCAGACGUUGACACCUACCCAACAGAAGUACAGUCAGAUUGAUAAAGAGGCUUAUGCUAUCACGUAUGGAGUGAAGAGAUUCUACCAAUACGUAUAUGGCCGGAAGUUCACUCUUGUAACAGACAACAAGCCAGUUUCCCAGAUUUUUUCCCCUAAAAAGGGAAUGCCAGUUUUAUCGGCAACACGCAUGCAACAUUAUGCAGCUUAUCUUCAAUGCUUUGAUUAUGAUAUAGUUUUUAGAAGAACUGAAGAUCAUUGCAACGCAGAUGCAAUGUCAAGAUUGCCUAUCAAAAAAAUAUCAAAAUUUACAAUGGAUGAGGCUGAUGUAUUGGAAAUAUCACAAAUCGAAAAUUUACCGUUGACAGUGGACGAACUGGGAAAAGCAACUAUUAAUAAUGAUAAUGUGAAGGUUUUAGUACAAGGUUUAAGAACGGGAAGAAUUGUAGAACCAAAAUACAGAUUUGGAAUUGACCAAAACGAGUUCACAUUACAGCAAAAUUGUAUCAUGCGAGGGAUGCGAGUGUUCAUUCCUGAAACUCUCCGUAAACGGGUUCUUAGCGAGCUGCAUGCAUCACACUUCGGGGCAACUAGAAUGAAAUCUCUAGCGAGAAGUUAUUGCUGGUGGGAAAGGAUCGAUAGUGAUAUAGAAGAUUUGGUAAAAAACUGUCCGGACUGUCAACGAAUAAGAAGCAAUCCUCCUAAAACUUCCGUGCAUUGUUGGGAAGCACCCACUGAACCUUUCCAAAGAGUACACAUUGAUUUUGCAGGUCCAUUUCUCGGUAAGCUUUUUUUUAUUUUAGUCGAUGCUUACUCAAAAUGGCCAGAAGUUUUUGUAAUUCCAAACAUGACGACAGAUACAACUAUAACCACCUGUAGGAAUAUUUUCAGCCGUUUUGGUAUACCGUCGGUUUUAGUUAGCGAUCACGGGGUUCAAUUUACAAAUUACAAAUUCAAAGAAUUCUUGAAGAUGAACGGAAUCGUGCACAAAAUGGGAGCGCCAUACCACCCUGCAACUAACGGCCAGGCAGAACGUUACGUGCAAACAAUUAAACAAAAAUUAAAAACAUUAGGACCGGACACGACAGAUUUAAAUACCGAAUUAUGCAGAAUCCUUUUGGACUACAGAAAGAUGGUUCAUCCUGCGACAGGAAAAUCGCCCUCUAUGAUGGUAUUCGGACGCGAAAUUAGAUCCAGAAUUGAUUGCAUGAUACCAUUUAGGUGUUUCAAUUCAAUCGAAGCUAAGAGGGGAAGAUCACUUGAAGAAAAUGACAGAGUUGCUGUGCGUGAAUACCUCGACCGUGGAGUAAAGUGGAGAUUUGGACAAAUCAUAAGAAAGCUAGGACUUCUUCAUUAUUUAGUAAGACUUGAUGAUAAUCGUAUUUGGAAACGCCACAUUGACCAGAUUCGCCAAAUAGGCAUAGAUGUAAAAAAUCAACAAACCUAUGACGUUUCCAGAGAAGAACAUCCUCCUUCACUUAACAUUCAGCAACAUGACAAUGGUGGAGAUAUGCUUACAGAUACUGAAACAUCCGAUAAUAACAUUUCAAUGAAUAAUGAAAAAAAUCAUCAAAACUGUACUGCUGGUGAAGGUAUAAAUGAUGACUCAAAUUGUAAUCAAAAUAAAAAUGUAAUUAAGAUUUUACGAAGAUCAAAUCGUAUUAUUAAAGCACCAGAUCGACUAGAUAUUUAA